This is a messenger RNA of Amaranthus tricolor (Joseph's coat), 807 nucleotides long. RefSeq names its product protein STABILIZED1-like. The record is from RefSeq and is a predicted model, not a curated record. Bases 1 to 807 code for a protein of 268 amino acids. Lineage: Eukaryota; Viridiplantae; Streptophyta; Magnoliopsida; Caryophyllales; Amaranthaceae. Gene Ontology annotation, biological process: mRNA splicing, via spliceosome. The transcript has a single exon.
AUGAAUUACAGACCAUAUAUUGCCACGGGGUUUACAACCCGUUCUGAUAUCGGAUCUGCUCGUUCAGCCCCCGAUUUGCUGGACCGGUCUGCUACUAAUACCAUUGGUAGUGCUGCGGCUCCGGCUGUGGGGCGUGGGCGGGGGAAGGGUGGUGAGGAGGAGGAAGAAGAGGAAGGAGAGGAUAAAGGCUAUGAUGAGAAUCAGAAAUUUGAUGAAUUCGAGGGAAAUGAUGUCGGAUUGUUUGCUUCGGCCGAGUAUGAUGAGGAUGAUAGAGAGGCAUAUGCUGUGUGGGAGGAGAUUGAUAAGACGAUGGAUUCAAGGAGAAAGGACAAGAGGGAAGCUAGGUUAAAGGAAGAGAUUGAGAAGUACAGGGCGUCAAACCCUAAGAUUACGGAACAGUUUGCUGAUCUAAAGAGAAAAUUGCAUACUUUGUCUGCGGAGGAAUGGGAUAGUAUACCAGAGAUUGGGGAUUAUUCAUUGAGGAAUAAGAAGAAGAGGUUUGAGAGUUUUGUGCCUGUGCCCGAUACUCUUCUUGAGAAGGCUAGGCAGGAGAAAGAGCAUGUUACAGCUCUUGAUCCUAAGAGUAGAGCUGUUGGUGGGACGGAGACACCUUGGGCACAGACUCCUGUUACUGAUCUGACUGCUGUUGGUGAAGGUAGGGGUACUGUGUUAUCAUUGAAGCUUGAUAGGUUAUCUGAUUCUGUGUCGGGGCAGACAGUUGUUGAUCCUAAAGGUUAUUUGACUGAUCUUAAGAGUAUGAAGAUUACUCUUAAGAUCAUACAAUAUAAGCAAAAACAUAAUCCGUAA